This is a messenger RNA of Chelonia mydas (Green sea turtle), 7433 nucleotides long. It is a transcript of the gene SPAG1, whose product is annotated as sperm associated antigen 1. The record is from RefSeq and is a predicted model, not a curated record. NCBI's taxonomy places the organism in Eukaryota, Metazoa, Chordata, Testudines, Cheloniidae. Gene Ontology annotation, molecular function: heat shock protein binding. The transcript has 15 exons. The coding region runs from base 4012 to 6474 and encodes 820 amino acids. Gene Ontology annotation, cellular component: cytosol; mitochondrion. Gene Ontology annotation, biological process: axonemal dynein complex assembly.
UCGCAUGAAAUUAUAAAAAUACAGGUGAGACUUGUUUUUAUUUUAAUAUAAACAUUCCCUUUACAAUACAAACAGUGUAGCAUGGAGCCAGUACUUGAGAACAAAAAGUGAAGCUGCAAAGUCUAUUUUAUUUGUUGAAGCUAAAUAUGUAGACCAGAAAGCAAACAGACAGCAUAAAUAAUAAGUAAUUUAAUUUUUCAAAUUUCAUUUUUAAUCAUCAAUACUUUAAAGUCUAGGUAGAUAUUACAUUUCCUUACUUGUUUUAUUAAUAUGUGCUUUUUACCUUAACUUUAAAAACAAAACAGUAGAUAUUUAUUUUAUGUUCCUCAGUGUGGUGUUUGUGUGCAUUAGGUCCUAUUUCUGCAUUAUGACAACAAGCAGGUGAAUUCCUGAUCCUGCGCUGAGCUCCAUUAAUUUCAUAGACUUAGGUUUGCUGCAGGCACAACAGUUUGCCUUCACAGUCAGCUGCAGGAGCAGGGCCUUAUAUGGUAUCUGACCAUUGCAUAAGGCAAUCUUACGAAAUGUACUUAUAUGCAUAAGUGUUUACAAAAACAGGGCCUUAAUGUUUACAUGUGGUCUAGAAAAUAUGUUACCAAAAGAUUAAUUUUGACAGAAAUUCACUCUUUUGUCAUGUGGUCUCUAAUCGGUGGCAAAAUGAUUUGUCAAUCAAUUUAAGUUUCAAAUAACCUGGGACAGAAUAACCUGCAUAAGAAUAAAUGGAGUAGGUGAUUUUUGUUUUUCUUCUUGACCUACACAGUAGAAAGGAGCUGCUAUAUUUAUUGCUCUGAAAAAUACAAGAUGUAUUAUAAUACUUCAAAAAGAAAAGGAGUACUUGUGGCACCUUAGAGACUAACCAAUUUAUUUGAGCAUAAGCUUUCGUGAGCUACAGCUCACUUCAUCAGAUGCAUACUCUUUUAUAUUUAUUGCAGUUUUACUUAUCUGUACUGUCUUCCAAUCCUUGAAUUUAAUUGGGUGUACAGAAAGUAAUUAAAUUUAGAGCUGAUUGGAAAUUUUUCAACAGAACUUUUUUUUCUCAGAAAAAUGCCAAUUCGUAGAAACCAAAAGUGUUCGUGGGAAAGAGCCCGUUUUAAUUAAUUUCUCAUUCUGAAAACAUUUGGAAAAUAAUAGAUUCAAAUGGUCAAAAUCUUGUUUUGGACAUUUUCUAAAUUUAAAAGUUCCAUUUUUCAGUUUGAAAGGACAUUUUAUUUUGAAAUUUUAAGUUAACUUAAGGUAAAACUUUUUUAAAAGGUCAAAAUGAAACAUUUUGAUUGACCUGAUUUGAUUUUUUUAAAUUUUUGGUUCAGAAAAAUUGUCAAGAUUGACUUGAUUUCAAAACUUAUUCCUGUCCCAAAUCUUGAAAAUUCUUGCAAAUGGAAAAAAUUGUUUCCCAUCCAGCUAUAAUUAGAAUGGUCUUCAUUGUUUGUAGGUAGUGGAUGACUUGGUUCUGACUGCAUUUCUUUUUUUGUUGUUGUUGUUGGAUUGUUUUACAACUGUAACAUUUACUUGAAAUUAAUUAAUGAAAGAUCUUUGGAAAAAGCAGCUGGAAAGCAGCUGUGGAGUGGUGGCUGAAACAUUGUUUUUUCUUUGAGUGCUUGCUCAUCUCGAUUCCAUUUUAGGUGUGCGCACGCCCACGUGCACAGUUGUCGGAGAUUUCUGCCUUAGCGGUAUCCAUAGGGCUGGCUGUGGCGCCCUCUGGAGUGGCGCUCCCAUGCGGCGGUAUAUUAAAUUAAAUUACUGAGACUACUGGGCCACCUGGCAGCAUGUACUUACAUGGUCCAGCACGCAUGACUCCGCCUCAGACACCUUCAGGCGUGGCUGGUGUCGGUCUAUGUCCCCACUUGGCACAGCAUGGACCUGGUGAUCAGGAUUCCGGACAGCUUACUGUCAUCCUUCCUCUAGUGGCAGGAUCUCAUGUUGCUGCUGGAAGGCGUUCCUUUCGCGGCCCUGGCCUCAUCAGUGACCAUUGUCUCCGAUGCCUCAGACCUGGGAUUGGGAGCCCACCUGGGCACUCUCGGCUCUCAAGGUUGUUGGUCCAGUCGCGAUCAUUCCCUGCAUAUCAAUGUCAGGGAACUCAGGGUGGUUCGACUAGCCUGCCAAGCCUUUCUACCUCAGGUUCAAGACAGGGUUGUUCAGGUCCUGACGGACAACAUGGCUACUUUCUUCUAUAUCUACAGGGCGGAGUCAGGUUGUCUGCCCUCUGGCUCUGGGACUUCUGACUGCAGUACAACAUCCAUAUUGUAGCCACUCACCUUCCAGGGUGGUCAGUUCCAUCUUCUGCAGGUGGGGAACUCCCCAGGUGGACCUGUUCGCGUCCGAGCAGAACAGGAAAUGCUACGUCUUCUGCUCGGCUGGGGGCAUGGACGGAGGAUCCCUGUCGGGUGCCUUUCUGCUUCUGUGGUUGAGGGCUUUGAUGUAUGCCUUCCCUACAGUGCCGUUGCUACCCAGGGUCCUUACGAAGAUCAAACAGGACAGAGCAGGAGUCAUCCUCAUAGCACCGGCAUGGUCAUGCCAACACUGGUUCAGCACUCUGCUGGAUCUCUUGGUGGCAUCCCUGUUCCAGCCACCGCUCAGGUCGGACCUGUUGUCCCAGAACCAUGGCAGUCUUUUGCACCACAACCUUGUGUUACAUCUGAUGGCCUGACUGCUGUGUGGCUAAACGCACAGGAAUAGCAGUGCUCAGCUGGGGUUCAGCACAUCCUGUUGGGAAGUAGGAAGGCCUCCACCAGAGCGACAUACCUGGCCACGUGGAAAUGGUUCAUCUGCUGGAUUGCGGACAAAGGUGUUGGUCCUGAGCAGGCUUCGCUGCGACUUAUUCUGGACUACCUCCUGCAUCUUAAGAUCCAGGGCUUGUCGCUCUCAUCGAUCAACGUCCAUCUAGUGACUAUCUCAGCCUUUCACCUGCUGUCUGAGGGCAGGUCGGUUUUUGCUCAGGAUAUCACAGCCAGAUUCCUUAAGGGCCAAGAGCGCCUCUACACGCAAGUCAGGGACCCCGUCCCACCGCGGGACUUGAAUCUGGUGCUGUUGCAGCUCACUGGUCCUCCCUUCGAGCCUCUGGCUUUCUGCUCUCUCCUUCUCCUUUCCUGGAAGGUCAUGUUCCUGGUUUGCGGUGACGUUGGCCUGCCGAAUAUCUAAGAUUCGGGCACUCACCUUGGAGCCACCGGACACAGUUUUCUACAAGGACAAGGUCCAGCUAAGACUGCACCCGGCUUUUCUUCCGAAGGUAGUCUCUCAGUUUCAUUCAAGCCAGGACAUUUACUUACUGGUCUUCUUUCCGAAGCCACAUAACUCAAAGGAGGAGGAAUGUAGGCUACAUGCCCUGGACGUCAGGAGGGCUCUGGCCUUUUACAUUACGGAAAGGCUUGGUCCUGUCAAGUUGACGCAAUUAUUCAUGAAAGAUUGCCCUGUAUCCGCUCAAAUAAUUUCUUCUUGGAUCACUGCCUGCAUUAGUUUCUGCUAUGACCAAGUGAAGGUGCCACCCCCAGUGAUCAUCACCGCCCACUCUACCAGGGUGCAGGCCUCUUCAGCAGCCUUUCUGGCCCAUGUGCCUAUCCAGGGCAUCUGUAAAGUGGCCACUUGGUUGUCUGUUCGUACCUUUCUGUCCCAUUAUGCACUGAUGCAGCAGGCCCGGGACAAUGCUGGCUUCGGUAGGGCAGUACUGCAAGCCGCUAAGCUAUGAACUCCGAGCCCACCUCUGUGGACUCUGCUUGUGAGUCACCUAAAAUGGAAUCAACAUGAGCAAGCACUCGAAGAAAAAAAGGUUACCUACCUUUUUGUGACUGUUGUGCUUCGAGAUGUGUUGCUCAUGUCUAUACCAUUUCCUGUCCUCGUACCCCUCUGCUGGAGUUACUGGCAAGAGGGAACUGAGAGGGUGCAGGGCCGGCAGCGCCUGAUAUACUGCCCCAUGGGAGUGCCCUUCCAGAGGAAACCACAGCUGGCUCUUCGGAUACUGCUAAGGCAGAAAUCUCCAACAACUGUGCACGUGGGCGCACGCACACCUAAAAUGGAACAGACAUGAACAACACAUCUCGAAGAACAGUUAUGAAAAGGUUUGAUGUGGAAAAGGAGUGUUCAAAAGUUGAUGAGGUCUGUGAAGAAAAUAAUUCAAAAGCAUGCUUCAAUAUUAGUUCAAAUUUACCUGUAAUUGAAAAGAAAAUAGACACAACAGAUUAUGUUCUAGGUAUGACUAAGAAAGAGAGAAAUUUUAUUGCUAAUCGUGAAAAAGAAAAAGGUAAUGAAGCCUUUGCCAUUGGGGAUUUUAAAGAAGCAGUGACAUAUUACACUCGGAGCAUAUCAGUAUUGCCCACUGUGUCAGCAUAUAAUAACAGAGCUCAAGCAGAAAUCAAACUUCAAAACUGGCAUAAUGCUUUUCAGGAUUGUGAGAAAGUGUUAGAUUUGGAGCCUGGCAACCUAAAAGCUCUUAUGCGCCGUGCCACUGUACACAAGCAUCUACAGAAUUACCAGGCAGCUAUACAGGAUUUGGCCAAAGUAUUACAUGUUGAACCAGAAAAUGCCAUAGCUAAGAAAAAUCUGUCCGAUAUUGAGCAGAAGCUGAAAGAUUUAGAGCCUGUAUCUGAGAUGCACACCAAAGGAAAAAGAAUACUUAUUCAAGAUACAGAGGAGUCAGAUGGUGAUGAAGAAAGAGGAGGAAAUGGAGAAGAACAUGAAAGUGGCAGUGGAGAUAAAAAAACUGGUGUACUACUUGGAGGCGAGAUUCCAACUAAAAGUGAAAUGGGGAAUGUACAAAAAAAGUUUUCCAGCAAAGGAGGUGGCUGUAAGUCAGAGAUGCAGAAGCACAGUGAAUACACUGAGAAGAGAGUAAAAAAAGGCAUAUCCGAGAAAAAGACAAUUGAACAUUUACCAGACCAUGAAGGUGAAGUUAAUGGUUAUCUAAAUGGUAAAAAAAAGGAUGAAAGCAAUGAUGUAAAGAAGGAAACCUCCAGUUCACAUGGGACAGAAUCGUCAUCAGCUGGGAAAAGCAUUUCUAAUUUGCUUCCUCCUACUGCAGCAAAACUGAAAAGUGAAGGAAAUGAGUUAUUUAAGAAUGGACAGUUUGGAGAGGCUGUGCUGAGGUAUUCAGAGGCAAUUGAAAAUGUCAUCAAUUUAGGAGUACAAAGUCGAGAUGAUCUAAGUAUCUUGUAUUCAAAUAGAGCAGCAUGUUACCUUAAAGAAGGCAACUGCAGUGACUGCAUUCAAGAUUGUAACAGAGCUCUGGAACUUCAUCCAUUUUCCCUUAAACCUCUUCUGCGACGGGCAACGGCAUAUGAGUCCAUAGAGCGAUAUCGGCAGGCGUAUGUUGAUUAUAAAAUGGUUCUACAGAUAGACAGUGGGAUCCAGGCAGCAAAUGACAGUGUUAAUAGAAUAACAAGAACUUUAAUAGCUCAAGAUGGUCCAAGUUGGAGAGAGAAGCUACCACCAAUUCCAGUUGUCCCUUUUUCUGCUCAGUUACACAAAUGGGAUGAAGAAAGUUUUACUUCAGAGACUAAGCAAAAGAAGUCUGCAGACUUCAAUGGAGACAGACAAUCAGAGAUGAACAGUGAAAAAACUGAAGAGAAUUUCAGGACCCUUAAGAAUGAAGGAAAUGAAUUGGUAAAGAAGGGUAAAUAUAAAGAAGCUCUAAUGAAAUACGACGAGUGCAUGAAGUUAAAUUCCAAGGAAUGUGCUAUCUACACUAACAGGGCUCUCUGUUACUUAAAAUUGUAUCAAUAUGAAGAGGCUAAACAGGAUUGUGAUCGUGUUCUUCAGAUAGAAGAUGCUAAUGUCAAAGCUUUUUAUAGAAGAGCUCUAGCAUACAAAGGACUACAGAAUUACCAAGCCAGUGUUGAUGAUCUCAGCAAAGUACUUAUGAUAGAUCCAAAUGUGGCUGAAGCAAAGAGGGAACUACAAGAGAUCACCCAGUUGCUUAACCUUAAAAAUGAUAUUGGAGCAGGUAGCCAACAAAAGCAAAGGAAGAAAAUCAAAAUACAAGAGGUAAAUGAGGGUAAUGAAGAGGAGAGACAGACCAGUACCUCAAAGGAUGCUGUGCUUAAUUACCAAAUUGCCAAAGGAGAAGCUGAAAACAGUCUGCCAUUGAAAAUCUCUGAAAAACUGCUCAUUUCAGAACCAUCUAAUGCCUAUGAGUUUGGUCAGAUUAUAAAUGCAGUGAAUGCCAAGAAGGAUGAAGCUGCCUGUGCAGAUCUUUUAACCAUUAUUGAUCCCAAAAAAUUGCCAAUGCUGCUAAGUAACAAACUAGAGGGGGAUACCAUUCUGAUCUUUAUGCAGGCACUGGAAUAUCAUCUACUUGGAAAAGACCCUGGCCUUGUGUAUCAGCACCUUCUUUAUCUGAGUAAAGUUGAAAGAUUUAAGGUAGUGCUGACGCUUCUUAGCAAGAAUGAAAAAGAGCAGGUUCAGAAGUUGUUUGAUUCUCUUUCAAAAAAGCAAAAUCACCAAUUUUCUUUAGAAGACCUGGAGAGUCUUAAAAGGGUUUAUGAACUUUAAACAGAAUUUUAACUUUUGCAUGUAUAUAGUUGAUGUUGGUAGGCUGGGUGUAUGAACUAUGCAGACUUGCAUGGGAUAAAGUCAGUCUUCUACCUGGAUUGUUCAAGAUGCUGUGUAUAUAUAUAUAUUUUUUUCUUUUUAACAGUAUGUGUACAUUUAAAAUCUGCUCCUUUAUCUUGUAACUGUAUACAUUUUUAACCUAUAGCAUAAUGCACAUCUUUGUAUUUAAUAACAUAGGUCAUAUUAUUUGAUGAUAUAUUGAUCAAAUUAGAAUAUAUUGAUUUAUAUAUAUAAUAUAGUGCACUCCAGCAGGGUCAGUGUGGGCUAGUUAAUGUGCAACAUGCUAGUGUGCACUAGAAUUCACACUCCUCUAGUGCGGAUUAACAUAUCGUAUAGACAAGCCCUGUGUUUACAAAAAAGAUUUUGUUUAAUUUUUUUCUGAUGUUAAAUAACUGCUUAAUGUCAUCUUUCUUGGAAUGUACAAAAACCAUAUUUUUAUACUGUUUGUGCAAUACAGGUUAACAACAAAGAUGAAUCAAACUAGACUAGUUUGUGAUGGAACUCUUUGAAGCAAUAUAAUUGUUAAAUUGUGACGUUUUUGAAAUGGGAAAAAAAAGAGUACUUUAUUGUUAUAUAUGUAGAAAUUUUUUGUGGCAGAAUUGCUGAUGCUUUUGUACUGUUUCUGAAAGCGGUACUUAUUGGUAGUGACAAAUUUUCAUUUAUAGAGGCUCCCCCCCCAUUAUAUGCUAUUAUUGAAAUACUGUGUGCUAUCUUAAUGUUUUAUUCUGUUGUAAUAAAUUUUUGCUUAAUUUAUCCUAAGAAAAAGUGGCUGCAAUUAGAAAUAAAGAUAUCUGACUCUUUUGAAACUUAUAUAUAACAACUGUUUAAAACACCAGCUACUCUGCUGGUCGGUCAUGCUUGAGAAGACAGAAAUAAAAAUAGUAGUUUCACAAACUCAA